This is a messenger RNA of Erinaceus europaeus (western European hedgehog), 1990 nucleotides long. Its product is annotated as zinc finger protein 709-like. Gene Ontology annotation, molecular function: DNA-binding transcription repressor activity, RNA polymerase II-specific. The coding region runs from base 423 to 1454 and encodes 343 amino acids. The record is from RefSeq and is a predicted model, not a curated record. NCBI's taxonomy places the organism in Eukaryota, Metazoa, Chordata, Mammalia, Eulipotyphla, Erinaceidae. Gene Ontology annotation, biological process: negative regulation of transcription by RNA polymerase II. The transcript is spliced from 6 exons.
AUCCAUCCUGUGUUUCUGGGACCCCUACUUUUCUCUACUUUUCUCUACUUUUCUCUGUGUUGUUCUCAUCUUCUGCUGAUUUGGACUUUGGAGAGGAGACGUCAGGAAGUUCAGCACUGAAUGGAGUUUCGUUAAGAAAUUGUGCCACCUGAAAUGGAACUAAGGAUUCCUAUGAACUAGGAAAGGCUUCACCAGAGUAAUAGAGCUGAAGGGUUGACAUCCCAGGCCUGGCAUCUCUGAAGUAAAACAUGGUUGUGCCAAUGAUUCCACUGACUUGGUUGACAUCAGCAGCUGCAAUAUCCAUAGGUGCAGUGCUGUCAAGCUAAACAACUUUGCCAGUGGAUUUCAGUCAUAGUCUCAAACUGGUACUGUGAUUUCUCUUCAUUUUCUGUCCUGAGAAGGAAUUGAGAGGAGGAGGAGGAAUGGCAGUUUCUCAGUGCUCAGUGACCUAUGAAGAUGUAACAGUGAUAUUCACUCAAGAGGAGUGGACAUUAUUAAAUCCUUCAGAAAAAAAACUCUACAGAGAUGUGUUGUUGGAAAACCAUAGGAAUUUUCUCUCCAUAGGAAAAUUACUAGAGGAACAUUCCACCAACAAGCAGCAGUAUAACCACCAAGGAAGUAAACAAAGUAAUAUCAUCAAAAUUACUAAGAUCAACAAAAGAAGCCAAAAUGGUGAGAAAACUCAAGGUGGAGUAUACAACAAAGUUUUCACUUAUUCUAGUCACCUUAAAAACCACAAAAGAAUUCAUGUAGGAAAAAAGUCUUAUGAAUGUAAACAAUGUAGUAAAACAUUCAGUCAAUAUAGUUGUCUUCGGUUGCAUGAAAGAACUCACAGUGGAGAGAAACCCUAUGAAUGUAAAGAAUGUAGUAAAGCAUUCUCUCAGGCAAGUCAUCUUCGGAGACAUGAAAGAACUCACAGUGGAGAGAAGCCCUAUGAAUGUAAACAAUGUAGUAAAGCAUUCCGCCAUUGCAGAAAUCUUAGGGUACAUGAAAGAACUCACAGUGGAGAGAAACCCUAUGAAUGUAAACAAUGUAGUAAAGCAUUCAGUCGGGCCAGUCAUCUUAGGGUACAUGAAAGUACUCACAGUGGAGAGAAAAGGUAUGAAUGUAAACAAUGUAGUAAAGCAUUCAGUCGGGCCACUCAUCUUAGGGUACAUGACAGAACUCACAGUGGAGAGAAACCCUAUGAAUGUAAACAGUGUAGUAAAGCAUUCAGUCGGGCCACUCAUCUUAGGGUACAUGAAAGAACGCACAGUGGAGAGAAACCCUAUGAAUGUAAACAAUGUAGUAAAGCAUUCAACCAGGCUGGUAAUCUUAAGGUACAUGAAAAAACUCACAGUGGAGAGAAACCCUAUGAAUGUAAACAAUGUACUAAAGCAUUCAGCCAGGCCAUUAAUCUUAGGUUACAUGAAAGGACUCACAGUGGAGAGAAACCUUAUGAAUGUAAACAAUAGAAAAGACAGAAUGAAAUCAAUGGAGCCAGUACCACCUCACCAUGAUUCACUUUGGUCUGUGUUACACAAGCUCCUGCACUAAAUGUGGUCCCCAGAUCAAAUUGAUGGGGUUUGCAGUUAACAAUAUAUGGUUAUAUAUCAGCAGAGUUCAUAAUUUAAAUCAUAGGGAAACAAGUCUUUAGACUCUGAAGCAGAACUGAAGUGACCUGAGGGCACGCAGAUGAUUUGUAGUGGGCAGAAUAGGCCCAGUGAAUUGUAGUCGUGGCUUAUUUCACUGAUCAACCAGAUGAAAGAUGACAACCAUAUGACCUCACUCAAGUGGAAUCCAGAUAAGUGAGGCUCAGGAACAUGCCAAAAAGAAAGGUUAAAAAAAGAAAGAGAAAAAGAAACAAAGAGACUUUAUAAGAACUGUAAUGUUUAUCUUUGAGAAACUGGGGACAUAAAACUUUGAUAUUAGGUGUGGUGUGGAACUGUACUCUGUAACUUUACUAUCUGUCAUGCCACUAUUAAUCACAAAUAAACAUUGCAUAAAAUCA